UCCGCGUUUUGCCAGAGCUCUCCGCCUCCUGUCAGCAAGCUCCGUCGGCAGGCCGCCCUCUCCAGUUCCAUUGCCAUGGAGCGCCCCAUCUUUGUUCUACGCGUUUCUGUCGCUCCGCCCACUCAUCUUAUUGGGAUUUUUUCAUUGCAUCCAUUUUUGUGCAUUUAAGAAAUCUCCAAGAAUUAACAACCUGGCGGAAAGCGAGAAAGAGAGUGUGGAGGACUGAUCCGCAAAGAACAUAAACACGAGCGGACCACACUUCUUUAUUCUAAUAUGCGAACAACCCUUUUCUGUAGGAUGACAGCGAUGGGUUAGACAGGAUAUAACAUGAUUGCGAAAUAAAAGCAAUUGUGUCUAAAGAUGUCUGCUCCACUCGGGCCCCGGGGCGGGCCUGCCGCUCCUCCGGCGGCUGGCGUGCUACCGGAGCUGCCCGACCUCAGCCACCUCACCGAGGAGGAGAGGAAGAUCAUCCUCGGCGUCAUGGACCGACAGAAAAAGGAAGACGAGAAGGAACAGUCUAUGCUCAAGAAGUUACAUCAGCAGUUUGAGUCGUACAAGGACCAGGUGAAGAAGAUGGGUGACGAGGCCAAGGACCCUCAGGAGCAGAAGAGCGAAGCCCCCACCUGCGGGAUCUGCCACAAAACCAAGUUCGCUGACGGCUGUGGUCACCUCUGCUCGUAUUGCCAAACGAAAUUCUGCGCGCGGUGUGGAGGUCGGGUGGCUCUGCGCUCCAAUAAGGUUAUGUGGGUAUGCAACUUGUGCCGAAAACAACAAGAAAUCCUCACCAAGUCGGGGGCGUGGUUCUACGGUGCCGGGGACCCGCGGGGCGUGUUUGAGGGGCCCCAGGGCCGGCGGCACGAAGAGGCCCCCCAGGAGAAGAAGGCCAAACUGCAGGAUCCGUCCCUGUACCAGGGGCCCUCAGGGGACAGGUCAGGAAGGCACCCGGGGCUCCCCAGACAACACUCCCUGAACAACGGGGCCGGGGACAGGCACGGAGACUCACUCUUAGACAGGUAG
Messenger RNA from Osmerus eperlanus (European smelt), 1017 nucleotides. Its product is annotated as regulating synaptic membrane exocytosis protein 2-like. The record is from RefSeq and is a predicted model, not a curated record. The coding region runs from base 361 to 1017 and encodes 218 amino acids. NCBI's taxonomy places the organism in Eukaryota, Metazoa, Chordata, Actinopteri, Osmeriformes, Osmeridae. Gene Ontology annotation, molecular function: transmembrane transporter binding; small GTPase binding. Gene Ontology annotation, cellular component: cytoskeleton of presynaptic active zone; presynaptic membrane. Gene Ontology annotation, biological process: regulation of membrane potential; calcium ion-regulated exocytosis of neurotransmitter; regulation of synaptic plasticity. The transcript is spliced from 4 exons.